AGGGAAAACAGCUGUCUGCUGUAAAACGGUACUGUUUGUCUGCGUGCCAGUAGAGCUGAACAGCUAUAUUACUGUCGGACUUCCUUUUACGAGCGUAUGAAUAGGCAGAGGGAAGAAUAAUACACCAUCCUGUCGCUUUAUACUCGUAGUAGACUGUCACUCUUUCCACUGAAGGCCGGUGAGUUCCAUGGUUCGUGCUGUUUUGCGACGGCUGAUCUGUCAUCGAGCUGUGCAAAAACAGUAAGCAAUCUUUACAAUGUUUGUCUCGUUGGGGAUCGGUCGAUAGAUAUUAACGUUAUGGUUGCUACUGAUUUUGGUUAAGAAACUCUAAACGAAUUUGAAUUUUAUUCUUUAAUAAGAAUUAACCUAUGUGUAGUCCAAAAAACGAAGUUUGCCUCAGGAACAAACCGAAAGCGGAAGUCAAAUAUGAAGAUUCUAAAAGACGCCAAAAAGUGUUCACUUUUGUUUUGAUUCAAUAGUAAUCGAAGGGAUUGAAUUGAAAUCGAAUUGAUAUAAUGGCGAAACGUCUCCUGUAGGAAUUUGAGUAGUCCUACAGAAUUACUUCAGCCUCUUUGAAGUAGGACGUGUUCGUAUUGGUGAAGCGGGCGAUUGAUUGUAAACCAAAACAAAACAUUACAACAUGAUUUUUAACAGGUAAUUUUUAGACUAAAGAAAGGUUUUUGUGUCAUGGUAGACAAUUCAUAAUCUGAGUGUCAAACAAGGAUAAAAGAAUUGACGUACUUGAUUUAAAAGCCACAGGAAAAAAAAUACAGCAAAGAUUUUCUUCGGCUGAAUAAUUAAUCAGCGGGAUGAAAACUGCACGAAGGCUUUAUAAAAUUAAAAGAGCUAAUUACACAUACCAAUCUUAAGGUUUUGAAUUGAAUUUAAAAAAAGAAGGGGAUAUGGGUAACAAGUACACUGAAACCUAUUAAGCGGACACCUUUAAUUUGGGACCUUCCCCAUGAGGGGUAGCCUCCCACGCAGGCCUUUUUUGGAGAGCUUUUUUUUCAUCUCUCCCCACAAACGCCUGCUCAACUGAAGACAACAUUCCUUUCCCAUGCUUAGCCAAUCGCAUUGUACCUUCCAAAUUCUGUAAGUUGACCUUGACCACAAGAUAAUCUGAUAAUUACUUGAUAUGCAUGAAACACUGGGAAAGCUUUCUGACCUCUAAUAAAAUAAUGUUAGACUCAGAGCUGCAAAAAUAAGAUUUAGUCAAAUUUUAGAAUACUCCAUGCACUGCAUAACGUUAGCAAAGGAAAGAAAAGACACUUUAUUGCACAACUGUUGAUUGGUCACUUACCACGCAAAUAAAACAAUGGGAAAGGAAUGUUGUUUUUGGUUGAGCAGGCGUUUGUGGGGCGGGAUGAAAAACGAGCUCCCCUAAAAACACCUGCAUGGGAGGCUACUGAGUGUCUGCUUAAUAGAGGUUGUCUGGUUAAAUAGAGGUUUGUAAAAAUUGCGCAAUGUUUGUUACUGAUUAGCAUUCAAUGGUUACUCUGUACUGUGAUAAAGUUCCAUGUUGUUAAGGAAUGCUGUACUUUUUGCAAGACUUUUAGGUGAACUUUGAUCAUGGAUGACAAUCAUACGGCCGGAUAUCUGUCUAAUCUACAGUUUAUUGACAGCUAAAUGUAUUGAUUUAACUUUAUUGAUCGACUACAACUUACGUAUUUAAAGGACCUAAUCCAAUGCUACUAUUGUCAAUUCAGUGUGUCAGCUUGGUAGAGGUUUUUAACAAUAGAAAUUAGCAAAAUACAAUUUACUUUAGUGUCUGCGUCCACUUAACAGAAAUUUAGUGUCCGCUGAAUAGGGGUUCGUUAUAAAGGGAAAUAUAAGAUGUUAAUUUCAGGACCUGGCUUAGUGUCCACUUAAGAGAGGGUGUCCACUUAACUGGGGGUCUGCUUAGUAGAGGUUUCCCUGUAUGUAAACAAAGAAAUGAAAACGGUGAUAAUCGAUUACUGGAAAAGUAGUUGGUAUUGCUUAUUCAAGAUUGAAAGCUAAAUGCAAUCAUUGACAACAAACUUUUAUGAAAAGUAGAAAAUUAGCAAGGCAAAAUUCAAUGAAAAAUGGCAGAAUCUAGAUUCAGACAGCAAAAAUGGAAAACAAAAGUACAAACAGCGUAAAAAUGUCAAAUAAACAGUGCAUAAAAGCAAGGUUGCAGUACUUACAGCAUAGAUUAUAAAGCUAGUGAAGCGACAUCAUGAGCUGCCUGUUUUGCUUUACUUUAGCGGUUUUCCUGGCUGACUUGCUCGAUCGAUUCUCCCUUCAGAUUCUUUGUCUGAAUGAUAAAACUCUGUUUUCCUUAGCUAAUGCUAAUAAUAGUGCAAGUUUUAAAAGAAAAAUGGUUUUAAAAUCACAGUUUUUGCUCAUUUCACAAAGAACAAACAAACUUGUGAAUGAAGCUGCCAAUGAUUCCGCCCAGGUUAGCGGGCAAGAUUGUAAACAACCACCCGCUCUCGGAACCAACCAGAUUGCAGGAUUGAAGAAUUCCGCCUACUCGCUAACUAAGAAAAAUCUAAAUAAAGAUAUUUUCUGGAACCACAUGUAGUAAAUAAAUGUAAUGUCUUGUAUCUGGUGUACUCUGGGGACUGACUUGUGACUUGCCAUAGGAGUCCCUGGAACUCAGUCUAUAAGAAGCCUAUGCCAGAGAAGGAACUCAACUUCUGGCUAAGUCCAUCUUGGAACACACUGAAAUCCUUGUUCUGGGUCUCAACCUGUGAAUCAAGAUUAUGCACCAUGACUGUCCUGUUAAAAAGAGCCAUUGUCAAUUUGCUAAUCAGGUUGAAUGGAAAUUUGAAUUGGUUGCGGGUAAUUCGUCAAGUCUGUUGGGGGCCCAGAAGAAGAAUAUUGGCAAUGCUUUGCAGAGUGACGUAACACAGGCUAGUCCACAAGAAGUGCUGAUCUCCAAGCUGUGGUACCUGACUAUUAACACUAUUAUCUUCCCUGCCUUCUUACCCCAAUACAAGUUGUGAAAACAUGAGCGAUUGAGAGAUGACUACUUAAGCUUAAAGGGCACUCAAAUUAUGCGUGUUUUUGACCACCUGAAUUUUCUGUCACUCAGAGGGGCACCAAUAUUGGCAUCUACCAUACAAUGCUCUAUUAAUAAAUCUUGGUAGAAGUUUUUUUUGAAUUUUAAUUUGCGCUGAAAAGGUGCACAGUGAGCGAGUCCUAAUUACUAUUUUUAUUUAUCUUACCUUGCCUUUAUCCCUAAGAUCCUUGCUUUAACUCAUUGGUUGUUUUUUUUUUCUCACUUUUGUUUGUGUGACGAUGAAAACCAGCAAUUUUAGUGGCAAUAACCUUAUGCAUGCAGUUACUCAGCUAUAACUAGUUUUAUGGCCCUUCUAGAACAUGCAGUUUUGAAGUGAUUGUUAGUUCAAAUUUCUUGGUUGCUAAUUCUUUCUGCUACUGAUUACUUCAGUUUUGCACUGUGUAUAAUUUUAUAGACCCAAUCAUGUGAGUUACAGUUUCCUUGGACUUAACAGUAAGGGACUUUGUCGGCAACAGCAAUAGGAACAUCUAAAACACAGAAGGAUUUUAUGAGCAAAACAACAAAUCUGUAUGUGCAUCACUCUUUUUUGUUUAUUUCUUUGCCAUCCCAGCCCAACUACAAUUUUGAGUUGACUAAUAAGAAUGGGAACAGCAAGGUGACAAAUUUUAUUGUCUCUCUCAGAACUCGGUGGCUGCACUCCUUUCUCUUCAGUUCCGACCUAACUUCCCUACUUUCAAGUAACUGGGUGACUUGGUACGAUGUUUAAGGGUGAAAUAGUUUCAAAUGACACAAAGCCUUUUUCUCAGCUGGGUUUUUAUUGGUGUUACUAUUGUCAGAUCGUUAGGUUCCUAUUGACGGCGAAGAGACACAUUUGAGGGUGUCUGUGGUUGUAGAGUUGAGGCAUCCAGCCUCCAAACCUUUUUUUUAUGACCAAGAGUCUUUAUCUGUAACAGUUCACAUAUACCGGUAAUCUAUAUAUUUUUCCUGCCUCUUGCACUAGGUCCCUUUUGAGUUUUUGAUUUGAACAUUACUACAAAAACAAAUUUUCUCCUUGAGGUUAGCUGACUGUCAUGUUUCUUGUAGCUAAAUUAUGGUUGUAUAUAAAGGAUAUUACAUGACCACAUGGAGAUAUGAAAUUUCUUUUGAGUGUUGAAUCAUAUUUCACAAGUGAGCGCAGCAAAAGAGUGAAAUAUUUUUCAACACGAGAAGAGAAAUUUUGUAAUGUUCUGUUUUAUUAUACUAACACCAAUGAAAUACCAUACCAUUUCACUUUAAUUAAUGGCGGUGCGUUUCCCUGUAAAAGGCACAAUUUAUUAUGUAGGCAUAGCAAUGUUUGAUCUUUUUGCAUGUGAAGAUAACAUGUUUUUGCGCAAAAGGUCACCUGGUAUUUCAUUGGUGUUAAAUGCAAUAAUUGUUUUCUUUCGUUGUAGCUAACAACAUAACGAACAUGGCUUCUGCUACACCUUCCUAUGCAUCAACCAAGGAAACAACAAAUUUUGCUCAUCUCUGUCGUCUUCUUGUGGAUGUGGGGUCCAAGGCAUUGAGAGACAAGUUUGACAGCAUCCACCCACCAGCAGGACUACAUGGAGUUUUGACAAAGCCUCCAGCACACACAACACUGCAGAUGCUUAGAAAAAAGAGAAUUCUCAAUCCUACUCAAUGGGCCAAGCUGUAUCCCCCUACAUCAUCGGUAUCUUCAAAUGAUUUUGAUGUCACUCUUUUGAUGUUGCUGUUAAGGAACAUAUGUGGCUUGACUCCUCCAGCCACUGGUUGGGAUAGUCUCCCACCUGCUACAGAUAACAGUGCUGAGGCUAACAUAGCAAGAGUGAAGUAUUACAGAAACCAUGUGUAUGGGCAUGCCAGCCAGGCCUCUGUGGAUGAUCCCACAUUUCAUUCCUAUUGGCAGGAUAUAAGCAAUGCACUGGUAGGGCUGGGUGCAGAUGCAGCUGCUAUCACCAAGCUGAAGACUGAGAGCAUGGAUCCUGUAAUUGAGAAACAUUACCAAGAAUUACUGAGAGAGUGGAAGAAGGAUGAGGAUAGCAUCAAGGACCAACUUGAUAAGAUUGAAGGUAUGUGAGAAAAACACCUGGGGAAAUCCCAGGAGAGACCUUAUUCUAGGAAUGUUUGGGUAGGAUUGUGCUGCUGGGACCCUGUUACCAUUAGUCUAUACCAGACCUACAGUUGUUCAGCUGAUUUUGCCACCGUAUAUAUGCUAGACUAAACUCCCAAAAUCUCUACUUAUCCUAGAGUGCCUAUUUUCCAGAAAUUACUGAAGUCAACGCUCUCUUUGCUGUUAAACUGAGUUUUGGGUAAAUUUAGAUUUUAAUUUUUUGGAUUGCCAAUUUCUGGUUUCCAUGUUCCUGGAAAAUGACCCAAACUGUCUGAUUUCUGUAUCUUAUCCCAGACUAAAUAUCUUGACAUACCCUUCACAGGGGCAGAUACCUAUAAUUUUUAUAUCCAUAUAUGGCAGUAUCCCCUCCCCCGGUAACCUGCGAGCAAGCUCUCCAGGAUGCUGUGGCAGUGGGGCCUUUUCAUACCACUGUCAGGGCUCCAUGGAGAACUUGUACACAGGCUACCCCCUCCUGGAAAAUACCUACUUAAUAUUGUGUAGCUCCAGAAAAUAUCCAUACCCCCCUCCUACGGAGGGCACUUUUGCUUUAGACCCCCCACCCCCCUGGAAUGUCCAUCCCAGGGGGUACGUGUCAUACCCCCCUGCACUCCCUGGAAUUUCCGUAAUUUUUGAACUUGGUUGGGUACCCUCUGGAAAGAAUAUUUGUGUCAAAAAUGUUGUUGCACUAUAUUAUCAUGCGAAAAAAUCUUUCUUUUCAUGUUAAUACGUAUACGGUGUCUAAUAAUCUCAAGGACGUUCUUAGCGAAUAAAUAACCAUAAAGGCAAUAACCUACACUACUGACUACACGAAUAAUGUCAUUUGCUAAAGAACUAGUUAGAUUCAAACUAAACACCACGUGAACUUUCAUUACUUCAUUUUAGUUAGAACAUGUUACAAGAAGUGCUUAGAAAACGACCAAAUUACGGUGAAUGAAAUGUGUAAUAAAGCAACAGCUAGAUAACCGGACGUUUACUCUUGAGCCGGUGACAAUUGGAUUAAAGAAAACUAUUGCAUAUUCCAUGAAAAAAGCAUUUAGCCGACCGUAGGUAAAAGAUGAUCAAUUCAAACAAUAAAACUUGUUUUGAAACACCGGUAACAAUAAAAUAACUGAUAGCUUGCUCAACACAGAAGCUCUGUUUAAUUAAUAACUCACCAAUCUUUCUCAGACCCCUGGAAAAAACCUCUGUAGUCAACCCCUCAUCCCCUCGGAAAUUGUCUCUUUUUGGACACCCGCCCCCUCCCCUCGGAAUUUCCGUUUCCCUCCGUGGGGGGUUAUGGAUAUUUCUGGAGCACAUUGGAUAUGAAGAAUGCUACACUGUACACACACUGUUUCACAACCCAUUUACUCCUGGUAUGUUCACUAAAAAAAGUCGUUUGAACCUGCUCGAGUCGUUUUCUGAUUACUUUUUGGCCUAGCCUGAAAAAACAGCUGACAUUUCAAAUUUUGGGUUUGUAUGUGACACUGCACCGCUGGAAAAGUAGGGUUUUCCGGAAACUUUAAGGUACAUGUCUGGAACAGAAUGGAUUCUUUCUUUACAAAUGCUAAAAACUAUGCCGGAAAGAAACCUCCGCUCGUAGUGUACGACGGCGGUGUUUUGAAAUACUUUGUGUUAACGUUCUGCUGACAUAACAAAGUAGUUGCUAGCUGUCUACUAGUUUUGGAGUGGUCAUAUAAAGCGGAAGCUCUCUUAACGGACCUUCUCGUAAGCGGACAGCUCUGCUUACGGCGGUCAUCACAAAAUUGCCUCGUUGCAAUUCCCAUACAUUUUCUGAAGUUUUAAGCCCCGUGAAAACGGACGCAACAUUGUUGAAUGUUUCAUGUUGCGUCCGUUUGCACACCCUGUUGCAUGUUGGUGGGAGUUGUUGCGCAGAGUUUGAAACCGGUCAAACUUUUAGCUACGUGCAAACGGACGGAACAACUCCCAACAUUGAUGGGAGUUGUUCGCCAACAAUGUUGCGUCCGUUGGGACGAGGCUUUACAUUCCCGUAAGCUGACAUUGCCUGCAGAUGGCCGCGCACACUUUCAAGGUGGACGAGUUAGAUCUUACUUUGUUUUGAAGCUCUCGUAAGCGGACACCCAAAAUGAUAUUUCGUACGCCUCUGAAUCAUUUUUUUUUCUUAAAAAAAUGGAUAUUUGUGGCAAUGAAUUUGCAUCAGUUUCGGAGUUUGUUUUUUCAUGUACACGUCUGGUUACACUUCAAAGCACCACUUGAGUUUCAUGCUUGUAUCUGAAUUACAACGUCGUCAGGAAAACAGUGCCAAAUACUAACAAAAUUUUUUUUUGCAUUCCAAGCAUUUAUUUUUAGCUGGGUUAGUUCUUCUAUCCCUCGUGAGAGGUUUGACUGUAGGCUGUGGUAGCUGGAUCCAUUCAUUCCAGUCGCCAUUAACAAUGUGCCUUAAAUUCAUCUUUCCAUUCGUAACGUACUUUAAUAUUUAACCUCUCAGACGUUUUGCCUUAGUUCUCUUCGUUCGACAGUAUGAGAAACAAGUUGUGAGAAGUUUAAGGUUAAAAUGAUAUGUAUUUCGGAAUCGGAAUUUACGGCUACUUUUUUCUUGUCCCUGUCCACAAAGGCUACCCCUUUUAACUCUUCGCUGGACAUUUUUCUGUCGCUUUAUGCCUUAAACUUAGUUGCCAACUCUCGUAUUUGACCUAACAGACGUUCCACGUAAAUUUUCUUCUCCAGACAGUACCAGGGACAAGUUUGAAGACAUUAAAGUUGAAAUGACCACGAUUAGAGAAAGGCUAGAUACCUUAACACCCGCAGGACAGGAGAACAAUGGGGAAGGUAGAUAUAAGUUCUAGUAGCUAAAUACUGUGUUAAAAGUAAACUGCAGCCCACGAAUUAAAGAGAAAGGAAGACUAAACGUAAAAGGAGAAAGUUCUGAAUGUUGAACCUCUUUAUCAUUUUCCACGAAGUAGUGAAACCGUUGGGAGUGACUCAUUUGAAAAUCUGAAAAUUUGAAAAGUAUCUAGUAGACAUUCUUCUUUACAUUCUUUUAUUUCUUGACGUCUGUAAUUAAACAUUCAAGUUCUUGCUACGAAACAAAUUAUGAUGCUCGAUUUUGGUAGCUUUUUACUUUUUCUUUCACUAUUGCAAGCUUUCAUGACUUCAAAAUAUUAACUGCUUGUAGCUCUGUUGUUAUAAUAUUGACUAUAACUAUGAAUAUAUACAGCAUUAUUACUUUAACAGUAAGAUCUAAUAAUAUUUUUUCGUAUUUGCAGUGGCUUUUGAUCCAACUGAAUAUGUCGAUGGAAUUCGCCAACUGUACAAAAUCCGUGAAGGAUGGCUUGCACCCUUCCCCUGGUGUGAAGAGUUCCGAUUCAACCUUGAUAACAUUUUUACUAGACUCAAAAUAGUCAGCAGGAAAAAAGAAAGGGGAACAAAGACUCGUGAAACUGUUUUAAUGGAUGACAUCUUCAAGCCCCACGAAGAAUGCCCACAGCCUAGAACGGUGUUAAUUGAAGGGGAUCCAGGUAUAGGGAAGACCACAUACUGUAACAAACUUGCUUACGAUUGGGCCACCAAGGAACUCAAACAAGGGGAAGAAACGUCUUCAGGCGGUUCUUUUCCGAAGUUCAAAGUAGUGUUGUCCCUUAAAUGUCGAGAUAUAAAGUCUGACGUUUCGGAUGCCAUUGAAGAACAACGUCUGUAUGGUUCCCCCAAAGAAAAAGAAGAGGAACUCUUUAAGGCCCUUUUAUGGGACGCUAUUGAUGACCAGCUUCUACCGCGAGGUGUAACUAAACAAGAAAAGGAGGAAUUCUUCAAAUUCGUACGUCAUAAUCAGCAAGGCGUGUUACUGGUCCUUGACGGAGUGGAUGAGUUGCCAGGGAGUCUGUUACCAGCGUUUAAAGAAAUCAUUCAGGGAAGGAUGCUUCCAAAAUGUCACAUUGUCGUUACAGCACGGCACGAGGUUGGGAUGAAGGUGCGUGAAUGCUGUGAUACCUUACUAGAAAUGGAAGGAUUCACCGAACUGGACGCGCGAAAUUUUAUUGCCAAAUACUUCAAAACGGAAUCGCAUUUGGCCCGGAAGCUUUUAGAUAAAAUAGAUUUCGAUGAUAACCUCAGACAGUUGACAAAGAGUCCAUUAAACACUGCACUUCUUUGUCUUCUUUGUGAAGACUUUGAUGGUAUUUUUCCACAAAGUGGUACACAGCUGUAUCUCGAAAUAGUAGAGUGCGUUUUAAGACGAUACAGGAAGAAAAAAGGUUUACCAGACCCCGAAUGUAAAGACCUCAUUGACAUAUACAAAAGUCAACUAAAGCAGCUUGGUAGGAUCGCGUGGAAAGGUCUGCUUCACAGCAACUUGUUCUUUGAGAAGAGCGAGUUUGAGAAUUGUGCAGACGGAUUACUAGAAUACGGAUUUUUGUCUGUUGAACGUGGCCGGAGUAAGCGGCGACCUUCUCUGUACUAUUGCUUUUUACACAGAACAUUUCAGGAACUGUUUGCGGCGUUUUAUCUCUGUUGCGAUGUUGCAAAUAAAGAACAUUUUCCAGAAAAUUUAAUUCCCGAGAGCAAAUACUUCCUUGAGUUCAGACAGGUGCUUGCGUUUACAUGCGGCCUGCUAGCUUCGCAGUCUGAAGAAAUAGUCACCGCAUUAGUCGCCAGAAUUGCUAAUAAUGUGAACAGUGGCGAGGAAUUUUUAAUUGCGUUGAAAUGCAUUGGCGAAUGUAAGAACGAAAAGAAUUCUACAAUGCUUAUGUCACUAGCGUGUUCUCUUGGCUCGCUUCUUCAAGUAAAUCAAAUGAAUUUGUCACUUAAAAAUUAUCCUUUUGGGGUCUUUGGUGACUGUACUACACUAGCAGAAGUAAUCAAACGUAAUUCAACAAUAACGCAUUUGAAUUUGUCAUCCAAUUUCUUUGGACUUGGUGACUGGACUGCACUGGCAGAAGCAAUCAAACACAAUUCAGCAAUAAGACAGUUGGAUUUGUCAGAAAAUAGAUUUGGUGUUGGUGACAGUAACACUGUACUAGCAGACGCAAUCAAACACAAUUCAACAAUAACGCAUUUGAAUUUGUCAUCCAAUCUCUUGGGACUUGGUGACUGUACUGCACUGGCAGAAGCAAUCAAACACAAUUCAACAAUAAGACAGUUGGAUUUGUCACGAGCUAGUAUUGGUCUUGGUGACUGUACCAUUGUACUGGCAGACGCAAUCAAACACAAUUCAACAAUUACGCAUUUGAAUUUGUCACACAAUCACUGUAAACUUGAUGACUUUACUGCACUGGGGGAAGCAAUCAAACACAAUUCAACAAUAAGACAGCUGGAUUUGUCAGGAACUAACUCUGGUUUUGGUGACUGUAGCAUUGUACUGGCAGACGUAAUCAAAUACAAUUCAACAAUAACUCAUUUGAAUUUGUCAUGCAAUGAGUUUGGAGGUGGUGUUCUAACUAAUUUGAUGAAAGCCUUUGUGGAAGCAAUCGAACACGAUUUAACAAUGAGACAGUUGGAUUUGUCAGAAAAUGGCCUUGGUGAUGAUAGCCUUGGUGAUGGUGGCCUUAAUGAUGAUGCAUGUACUGAUGCAUGUACUGAAUUGGCAGAAGCGAUCAAACACAACUCCACAAUAAUACAGUUGAACUUGUCAAAAAAUCACCUAAGCGAUGGUAACUUUACAGUACUGGCGGAUGCAAUCAAACACAAUUCAACAAUAAGGCAGUUAGAUUUGUCAGAAAAUGGCCUUGGUAAUGUUGGCCUUGGUGAUGAUAGCCUUGGUGAUGAUAGCCUUGGUGAUGAUGGCCUUAAUGAUGAUGCAUGUACUGACGCAUGUACUGACGCAUGUACUGAAUUGGCAGAAGCAAUCAAACACAACUCCACAAUAAUACAGUUGAAUUUGUCAAAAAAUGACAUAAGCGAUGGUAAUUUUACAGUACUGGCGGAUGCAAUCAAACACAAUUCAACAAUAAAGCAGUUAGAUUUGUCAGAAAAUGGCCUUGGCGUUGAUGAUUGUACUCCACUAGCGGACGCAAUAAAAAACAAUUCAACGAUUACACAGUUGAAUUUGUCAAGCAAUCAUCUUGGCGUUAGCGACUGUUCUGCACUGGUGGAAGCAAUCAAACACAAUUCAACAAUAACGAAGUUGGAUUUGUCAUGUAAUUUCCUUCCUGGUUGUUACCUUAUUUCGCUGGCAGAAGCAGUCAAACACAAUGUAACAAUGAGACAGUUGGAUUUGUCAGCGAAUCUCCCUGACGUUGAUGACUGUACUGUUCUGGCGGAAGCAUUUGAACACAAUUCAACAAUAACGGAGUUGAUUUUCUAA
Molecule: messenger RNA, 11352 nt
Organism: Porites lobata
Lineage: Eukaryota; Metazoa; Cnidaria; Anthozoa; Scleractinia; Poritidae
Source: the annotation of a GenBank genome assembly